Acomys russatus (golden spiny mouse) is the source of this 992-nucleotide messenger RNA. It is a transcript of the gene Krtcap2, whose product is annotated as keratinocyte associated protein 2. The coding region runs from base 287 to 922 and encodes 211 amino acids. Lineage: Eukaryota; Metazoa; Chordata; Mammalia; Rodentia; Muridae. The record is from RefSeq and is a predicted model, not a curated record. The transcript has 5 exons.
GGUAUUUGAGGGAGGAACCAUUCCUUCUAUUAGAACAUUACAUCGGUCUCUAGGUAAUACUACUCCCAAGAACGCAGGGAGCUGGUUUUAGAGGAAGAUGAACUCCAGGUGGCGAGGGCUAACUACAUCUUGGGUGGGGCAUAUCUUCUGGAGAUGUAGAAGCAAUCAAAAUGGGACAGGGAGGUCUGAGGAACGUGUACUAGAGAUGACAUAAAUGGCAAAGGAGACAUAGGCCGUGGGAUUGUGACUGAAAGACGUGAGUGCAGCUUGUCCAGAGAGGCAGGAGAUGCCCUGGGUAGAGAAGGUUGGGGACCAAGCAGGGCGGUGGCCUAGAAUGCUCUUCGAAGCAUUAUUUCCUCCUUGCCGCAAGAGGGCGCUGCGUCCAAGGCGCGUAGAGGAAGAAGUAAAGCAAGUCCACGUUGGGCCCCGACGCCUGCGUACAGACGGCCGCGCCGAGUCUGGCUCCCCCUCUUUCUCCAGAGGCACGGAUUGGACCCACGGACCGGGCGUGAUGGCGGUCGGUACCGGAACCUCCUUGGCACUGUCCUCCCUCCUGUCCCUGCUGCUCUUCGCUGGCAUGCAGAUAUACAGUCGUCAGCUGGCCUCCACUGAGUGGCUCACAAUUCAGGGGGGCCUGCUGGGCUCCGGCCUUUUCGUCUUUUCCCUGACUGCCUUCAAUAAUCUGGAAAAUCUGGUCUUUGGUAAAGGUUUCCAAGCAAAGAUCUUCCCUGAGAUUCUCCUCUGCUUGCUGCUGGCACUCUUUGCAUCUGGUCUCAUCCACCGGGUCUGUGUCACCACCUGCUUCAUCUUCUCCAUGGUUGGUCUGUACUACAUCAACAAGAUCUCCUCCACUCUGUACCAGGCAGCAGCUCCAGUCCUCACACCAGCCAAAGUUACCGGCAAGGGCAAGAAGAGAAACUAACCCCUAACGGCUAAUAAAGAUGAUUCUUUGUAGUUCUGACCCUGAACUGCGUGCGAUGAGUUGUCACCCU